Messenger RNA from Guillardia theta CCMP2712, 1593 nucleotides. RefSeq lists its product as hypothetical. Lineage: Eukaryota; Cryptophyceae; Pyrenomonadales; Geminigeraceae. The transcript has 23 exons. The coding region runs from base 1 to 1593 and encodes 530 amino acids. The record is from RefSeq and is a predicted model, not a curated record.
AUGAGCGAGGCUCGUAAGUGGCAUCCAGGCCCCGGAAGAUACUCCGAGGGCCCACGAGCCAUGCUGUCAGAAACCGAGUCUCCCAAGAUACGCGCUUCCUACGAUGCUCCCACCCUCAUCCCCGCAAGGUCGCCGGAAGGAUUGCACCGUCCAGUCGUCCGUCCUCCAAGCAGGGAACUGAAAGAUUCUUCCUUCAACUUUCCCUUGGCCGACAGAGCGGCCAAGGAUAAGAUCAACCCCUUCCGCAUCAGCGCUGAUCGAGUCGCUCUCGCUACUCCAGACCUGAUCCGCAAGACAGCGGUUGCAGCCAAUGAGUUCAAACGUCUGCAGGAUGUGGAGUCACAGUACAAGACAGCGGAAGGGUUCUGGAAGGGUGAGAUUGACCAUCUGAAGAACCAGAUGUUCGACAUCCGGAACAAGCAUCUUGACGAGGAGAGCAAGCUGCAGAGGGAGAAGGCCAUGCUAGAGGCGAAGGUCGGAGAGAUGGAUAAGGAGAUGAUGCAGCUCCGCAAGUUGAGAGAGUGGGAGGAGGAGCGAGCCAAGUUGAUGAAGACCAACGAAGCCUUGCGUGAGCGAUGCGACAAGGGAUCUGAGCAGCUUCAGUCGCACGACGCAAGGAUACAUGAGAUCCACACCGUUGAGUUGAGGGCGCGAAAGGCCGAGGACUCAGUCGCGGCUCUCAAAGAGCAGCUCUCCUUUGCCAACAACAGAGCCAUCGAAGACUCGCAGGCGGCGGAGAGCGCUGCUGCUGAGAGACUCGCUGUAGAAGUGAACAAGGUGGAGAAACUCUCGGAUGAGCUGUUGUCUGCUCGGAAGAGUUACACGUCGAUCUUGGAGAGUUUGAGUGAAAAGGAUGAUCACAUCCGAAGCUUGAAGGAAGAGAUCCGAGCGAACACAGAAGAAUCGCUCCGUCUGCACAACAUGAUCAGGACGUUGGAAGACGACAAAGAAUAUCUCGACUCUCAGCUCAGCAACACGCGAGAGGCUCUAUCACAGAAGGAGCAAACUAUCGAUCGUCUUGAAGAUGAUCUCAAACAAGCUCGAGAGCACGCUGAGAAGGAGCGGGCGCAGGGUAGCGAGCACCUGAGACGGCUGAAACAGAUGGAGGAAGAUUCUGUCUGGAUCGCAAGAUCGCAUGAGACGGCCAUGGCAGGACUCAAAGAUCGUCUCAGCCAAGAGAGUGAGAGCGUACAGAGAAUGAACACAGAAAUCCUCGCCCUCAAGGAAGCUCUCAACAGCGCGAAGCGUCAGGAGGAGCUCAGGACUCUGCAGCAUAAUCACUACGUUGAGAAGAUUGAGGCCCUGGAGAAAGAGAAGAAACAAGAGUCGGAACAACACAAGAAGUCGAUGCAGGAGAUCCGCAAAGAGCUUCAAGACAUCAAAGAAGAAACGUUCAUCCUGCAGGGCCGUGAAGACGCGCUGAAGAAAGAAGUUCUCGUCCUCUCGAAUCAGCUCGAGAAGGCAUGGGAGGAAGAAUGUUCUCGUGCUGUAAAGGAGGAGCGGGUCUCUGCCGCCAAGUGCAAGGAGCUGAUGCGUUCUGCCCUCCAAGAUCUCCAGCACAUGUACGACAAGGCAGUCGGCAACACCAAGUGA